Messenger RNA from Toxotes jaculatrix (banded archerfish), 4917 nucleotides. RefSeq names its product leucine rich repeat containing 8 VRAC subunit Aa (gene lrrc8aa). Gene Ontology annotation, molecular function: protein binding. The coding region runs from base 159 to 2549 and encodes 796 amino acids. The record is from RefSeq and is a predicted model, not a curated record. The transcript is spliced from 3 exons. Lineage: Eukaryota; Metazoa; Chordata; Actinopteri; Toxotidae.
GGCUCGUGCUUUCGUGUGGUUUUAUCCUCCGUCACUGUCGCACGGGGCUCCGGCCCGGUGUCCGAGCAGCCCCAACUGCCGAGAAAGGUCAGAGAAAUGUGUCAACCGUGCGCGGAGGACGCGAGAGACACCGGCUUUAGUAACACAGAUAAACCAUCAUGAUUCCCAUCACCGAGCUCCGGUACUUUGCUGACACCCAGCCAGCGUACCGUAUCCUGAAGCCAUGGUGGGACGUGUUCACCGACUACAUCUCAAUCGUCAUGCUGAUGAUUGCGGUGUUCGGUGGUACGCUGCAGGUCACACAGGACAAGAUGAUCUGCCUGCCUUGCAAGUGGGUGGUCAACAAGUCAUGCGAGACUAUGCCAGUCUCAAACGUGACCACACCCUAUGCACUGGAACCCAAAGGCAUUCAGUAUGACCUUGACCGUCAUCAGUAUAAUUAUGUCGAUGCUGUCUGCUACGAGAACGAGCUACACUGGUUUGCCAAAUAUUUCCCCUAUCUGGUGCUACUCCAUACCCUCAUCUUCCUGGCCUGCAGCAACUUCUGGUUCAAGUUUCCCCGCACAAGCUCUAAACUGGAGCACUUUGUUUCCAUCCUCCUCAAGUGCUUUGACUCCCCGUGGACAACAAGGGCUUUGUCUGAGACCGUGGUGGAGGAGAGCGAUCCCAAACCUCUCGGCAAAAUGAACGGUUCGAUGGACAAGAAGGCCUCAUCUGUGAGCGAGGAUGUUGAGGCCAGCGUGCCCAUGCUUCAGCGAACAAAGUCCAGAAUCGAACAAGGGAUUGUAGAUCGCUCCGAAACUGGGGUUUUAGAUAAAAAAGAAGGGGAGCAGGCCAAGGCCCUUUUCGAGAAGGUGAAGAAGUUCAGGAUCCAUGUAGAGGAGGGCGACAUAGUCUACCGUCUUUACAUACGUCAGACCAUCAUCAAAGUAAUCAAGUUUAUACUUAUAAUUAGCUACACAGCCUACUAUGUACACUACAUCAGGUUCAGUGUAGUGUGUGCGGUGAACCUACAGAAGCUAACAGGGUACAGCACGUUCUCUUGUGCCCAUCCGUUAGCAACACUUUUUAAGAUUUUGGCCUGUUUCUACAUUAGCCUGGUGGUGGUUUAUGGUCUUAUCUGCAUGUACACCCUGUGUUGGAUGCUCAGCCGCUCCCUCAAAAGAUACUCCUUCGAAUCAAUCCGGGAGGAGAGCAGCUACAGUGACAUCCCUGACGUGAAAAACGACUUUGCCUUCAUGCUGCACAUGAUAGACCAGUACGACCCUCUCUACUCCAAGCGCUUUGCUGUUUUUCUGUCAGAGGUGAGCGAGAACAAGCUGAGGCAGCUGAACCUGAACAAUGAGUGGACAUUGGAGAAGCUGAGGCAGCGCAUCACCAAGAACUCCCAGGAUAAGCUGGAGCUGCAUCUGUUCAUGCUCAGCGGGAUCCCAGACACAGUAUUUGAUCUGUUAGAGCUCGAAGUGCUCAAGCUGGAGCUUAUCCCCGACGUAACAAUCCCACCAAUCAUCGCCCAGCUUUCCAACCUGAGAGAGAUGUGGCUCUAUCACACGCCAGCUAAAAUUGAAGCUCCAGCUCUGGCUUUCCUGAGGGAAAACCUGAAGUCUCUCCACAUCAAGUUCACUGACAUCAAGGAGAUCCCUCUGUGGAUCUACAGCCUGAAGAACCUCAGCGAGCUGCACCUAACCGGGAACCUGAGUGCCGAGAACAAUCGUUACAUCGUCAUUGAUGGGCUCAGAGAGCUCAAGAGGCUCAAAGUGCUGCGUCUGAAAAGCAACUUGACCAAGCUGCCGCAGGUGGUGACAGAUGUGGGCGUGCACCUCCAGAAGCUCUCCAUCAAUAACGAGGGUACCAAGCUGAUGGUGCUCAACAGCCUGAAGAAAAUGGUCAACCUGACGGAGCUCGAGCUUGUCCGCUGCGAUCUCGAACGCAUUCCUCACUCCAUCUUUAGUUUGCACAAUCUGCAGGAGAUUGACCUGAAGGACAACAAUCUGAAGACAAUAGAGGAGAUCAUCAGCUUCCAGCACCUGCACCGGCUUGUGUGCCUGAAGCUGUGGUACAACCAGAUCGCCUACAUCCCCAUUCAGAUCGGCACACUGACCAACCUGGAGAGGCUGUAUCUGAACAGGAACAAGAUUGAGAAAAUCCCCAGCCAGCUGUUCUUCUGUCGCAAGCUGCGCUUCCUAGACCUGAGUCACAACAAUCUGACCAGCAUCCACGCUGAUGUAGGCUUCCUCCAGAACCUGCAGUACUUUGCUGUGACUGCAAACAGGAUCGAGACUUUGCCCCCGGAGCUUUUCCAGUGCAAGAAGCUUCGUACACUGAAUCUGGGAAACAACUGCCUGCAGACCCUGCCAUCACGCUUCGGAGAACUCACUGGGCUGACCCAGCUGGAGCUGAGAGGGAACCGUCUGGAGUGCCUCCCGGUGGAGCUCGGCGAGUGUCGGCUGUUGAAGAGGAGCGGUCUGGUGGUGGAGGAGGACCUGUUCAACACGCUGCCUUCAGAAGUCAAAGAGCAGCUUUGGAGGGCUGAUAAGGAGCAAGCCUGAGCCAAAUCUCAGUGGUGAGCUGCAAAAAGAGAGAAGUUUUGAUUUGAGAAACAAACAAGCAGUGAUUUUGUUUAUAAGGUGAGGCGAACCUUGAGAGGUUUGCAGCACUGUUGGGCCAUGUGGGCUCAGAAAAGUGAUGAGGCUUCCCUGACAGGAUCUACAAAAGCAUGGAUGUCAAAUUUCAUGACGUCCAAGGAUGUCUUUUUGGCAAUCACUCGCUUCGUGGUCGUCAAGGGAAAACCUCAUAACCAACCGCGGUGAUGAAAGUUGGUUUAGUAAUGUGGCUUUUCUGUAAUUUCAUUCUAAAUAUCAAGCUGCGAGGAUGCAAGCAGGUGACGUCAAAUAUGCAUGCCACAGUAGGACCUGUCUAAAGCAAAUCUGCUUAUUGGAAAGAGGCAAAACACAGAAAAUAACUUUGCACGAUUCAGCCUUGCCAGUGAGCUAAACAUGCCCACUAUCACUUCUUUGCUGGCUGUGGGAUACAUGCACAAAUUGAACAUGCACAAAGCAGUGUUUGCCUGACAUUCCUCUGGCCUUGAGACUCGAAAUUUUGCUUUUUGAAAUUUUUACAAUUACAUUUGCAGUCGCAGUGAAGUGUGACUCUGGAUACUGGCAGAUGUUAGAAGAAAAAAAUUACAGUGCAACUGACAGCCAGUUUGUUGAGGCGUGACGGUUUGGCCCUUUUGUUUUCUUCAGGCUGUAUCUUGGCUCAACAUGCUUGGAGGCAUCUUUUUUUUUAUUCGAACAAAAUGACUCUGUGAUGAAGAUCAGCGGAUCAUCCCGCAGGUGAUCUCACAGCUUAGGCCUUAACUUAGAAGACUAAUAAAAGAACAUCAAAGAAAAGCUGUCAAAUAUUCAGCUGUCAAAAAUGGGAACAAACUCUACAGUAUAAUGUCUAAAUAACCUGCAGUCAUUAAUUUAUAAUGUUGGCCUGUAGGCAGGCUGUUUGUUAGCUGUGUGGGUGGAGCUAUGGUGGAGAAGUGCACCAUUCUUCUUGGACUCUUUAUUUUUCUUCACGAAACAUCAUGUCUUAUUCAGGCAUGUGAAGCAAGCUUUACUUUAUUUUGCAUGACUGAACAUCACAUACAUUACUGAUGUGUCUUAUUAAGAUGUGUGUGAUGGGCCAUUUAUCAAAGCUUUUUUCGAGCCUUUAGAAACAAAGUCAAGAAUUUAUUUUGACUCCACGAUACAUAAUUUGGUGCUGCAGUGUGAUUGGUUUAACGUUCAAGUAAUAUGUGAGGAAAAUUCAGUGAGUGACUGAAUGCCUACUAUGGAACAUAUACAUGUACUCAAAGAUCUUAAGUGACCUUUGUUCAAUUUAAGGCUAAGAUAUGUUGCUUCACUGUCUUGAUUGUAAUGCAACAUGCCCCCCCCCCCCCCCCCCUCCCCGCUCACAUGAAGUUUGCUGUCCCUGUAUCAAGGCUACAGAGACACAGACAUUGAGAAAACUCACAGUUGAUUCCUUUUGUAUUUAUCAAAUAAAAUCAUAUGCAAGCUUGCACACUGCUAAUCAUACAACUUCUAGAUGAUAUAGACCAGUAAAAGGGACAAGAAUCAAGGUACUUUUUAUUCUCAGACCUUAGAUGAUUAUUGCUUAUAUGGCACCUCCAAGUGGAUGAACUGCAGAUGUGGGACAGGAGAGUCUUAACUAGCUGCCAGGUACUGCCAGUCUCAAAAAGAGAAGUGUUGAUGUUGGUGACUCAAGUGCCCAGCUGUUUGUACGCUAGCCCUUAUAUUUAUCAUGCUCAGUUUAUUCCUGGACAUUUGUCAGCACUUUGUUUAUCCAUCCAAGAGCAAAAUGAGGACAAACAGGAAAUUACAGAGGGAAGGAAACUGGUUUUGACCGACCUACACAAGGGAAACAUUUAUUCGCAGAGAGUAUGCAGAAUAUGUGAUUUCCACAUGCAUGGUCCAGAUUAGUGCAGCAGUGCUUUGUCUGCUUGAAACACUUUUCUUGUUAAGACCUUGGAUUUAAUAGCAUCAUUUGGAGUAUACCAGAUAUGUUUACUCCAGCCAGGCAUCUCUUGUUGCUAAUAUGGCCUUACCUUUUACAAGCUGUAUGCCCUGCUAAUGAUCACAAACAUCACGUUCAUGACUCUUUUUUUUUUUUCAUGUGCUGUAAAACGUAUAGGUGAAAUGUUUAACAUCUUUGUUUCAUACAUAUCCAUCAUACUGUAUGUGGUCUUAUUGUUACCAGCUGUUUUUUUUUGUUUGUUUUUUUGUUUUUUUCACUUUAGCUAUUUAAGAGUUUCAGCGCAAUAAUACAACUGCACCUUUGUUCACAGUGAAUUUUGUUUCACUGAGGCCUUGGUUAAAUCCAAAUGCCCUUCUGGGGGUCACUAGUAAAGUGCCCCCCCCCCCACCCCCA